AUGCGAGACCUUCUCCGUCAUAUGGAAACGAUGUGGACCUUACACGACUCUGUUGGAUUGGUUUUCUUUUCCUGUUUGUCGAUCCAGAUCGGAUUUUCUCUUCAAGGCAGAUUCACCGAUCUGCCAUCAAACAUCACUGCCAGGGAGGGCCAGAACAUUGAGAUGGCGUGCGCUUUCCAGAGCGGCACCUCCUCCGUUUACUUGGAGAUCCAGUGGUGGUUCAUCCGCGCUCCUGAGGAGCCGAGAAUGAGCGAGGAGGAGGAGGAAGCAGAGGAGGAGGAGGAGGAGGAGACCGAGAUUGAGCUGAUACCAGAGCCUGACCCAGAUGAUGAAGGAACUAAAAUAAGUACAGUCAAGGUCCAAGGCAAUGACAUUUCCCACAAGCUUCAAAUUGCACGGGUUAGCAAGAGUGAUGAGGGCCUAUAUGAGUGCAGAGUCACUGAUGCCAACUAUGGAGAACUGAAGGAGUACAAGGUCCAGGCUUACCUAAAGGUCAAUGCAACAGUCCGUAGAGGACUCAUCAAGAAGACUUCACCUCUGCACCUGACGAAUAAGAAGCCUCGUAAGAGCAGCUCAGCUUUAGGCCAAGACAGCAACGGUAUGAACUCAGAUCAACACUCCCAGUCUUCCUCUACCUCGCAGGCAUCACAGUCGAAAACAGUCAAACACAGUGCUGGAUCAGGUACCAGGAUAGAUACAAGCUAUGGACUCACUCUCCUGCUUUUUGCUAGUGUUUGUGUGAGGGGAGCCUUGCUAUAG
Messenger RNA from Neoarius graeffei (lesser salmon catfish), 759 nucleotides. RefSeq names its product V-set and transmembrane domain containing 2A (gene vstm2a). Bases 1 to 759 code for a protein of 252 amino acids. The record is from RefSeq and is a predicted model, not a curated record. NCBI's taxonomy places the organism in Eukaryota, Metazoa, Chordata, Actinopteri, Siluriformes, Ariidae. The transcript is spliced from 5 exons.